UGCGACUUCUCAAAAGGAUCGUGUGGCUGGCAAAACGUGCUGUCUAUGGACAACGUAAAGGAUGAUUCCGACUGGAUUGCUGGAUGCGGCUCUAGCAGUGAGGACCUGGACGCUCCUGACGCAGACCACAAUGGUAAUAACGAAGGGAUGUUCCUGUACGUGGACACAGCCUUCGCCAGCACGGGUCUGGCGCUCCUCCAGAGUCAGAUGUUCAUUACCCAGCAACACAGCAACCUGUGCUUCCACUUCUGGUACUUCAUCCAGGGAACCACAGAUGACGUCCUCUGGAUAGCAGUGAAAAAAGAUGACGGAAUAAACGUGGAAGUGUGGCAGGAUACCGCGUCCUCUGAUCACGGACGCUGGCUGGAGGGACAGGUUCACAUCGAUGCACAGGAACUUUUUAUUGCAACUUCUUAUCAGAUAUUUAUAGGCGGGAUGCGAGGAACGAAGUUUGCAAUAAUAUCUGUGGACGACUUUAACUUUACCAAGAACUCUGAGGAGUGCCCAAACCUGCCCUCAGUGGUCACCACAUCAACAUCCUCUACCCUCACCCCUACAACCUUGCCCUCAGGCAUACAGUCUGUGUCUUGUAACUUUACGGAUGGUGUGUGCGGGUGGGUGAACGUGGACGCUGAAGGUAUUCACUGGGACUACAACAGUGAAAAGAAAGAGAUGGAACUGCAACUUGAGGGUACAGAAGUAGGUCAGUAUUAUGUAGGAGAAAUGAGGAGCCCGAACUUCACACUGGGUGCCGACUCCUCCAGCUGCCUCACCCUCACCUGGUUCAUGACCACCGAGGAGGAAGCUCAUCUCUCUGUCAUCAUUCAGAAUGAACUGGGACAAGAUAUUGAUUUGUUGAUGAACGUGAAUGACGGCUCUGAUGGCCAGUGGAGGUCCACCAACAUGGACUUCACGAAGGAAGGCACCUACAGGAUAUCCAUCAAGGGCACAGUCACUAGCAGCUGGCAGGGAUUCAUGGCCUUCAACAGUGUGCUCCUCGUGGACGAGCCUUGUUCUGAGGAGGUGAAGGCCGGCGGGUUGUGGUGCGACUUUGAGACACCUGAGGAGUGUGGGUUCCGCACCUCCCUGCCAGGUGACACCACCGUCUGGACCUGGGGCGCUGAUUACGAUACCCUCGACCACACUCUCGACAGCCACUAUGGUCACACGAUGUAUGUGGACUUGUCUUUGGUGGGAGAGGACAAAGUGGCGCACUUGGUUACCCCUGCCAUCACUCCUCAGGACGAGACUUUCUGUGCCACAUUCUGGUUCUACAUAUUUGGCGAAGACGGGAGCAGACUCUCUAUACUGUCAAUUCAAAAUGAGAGUCCUAGUCUUCCCCUGUGGAGCCAACAUCAGGCUUUUGAGAAAGAGUGGCGAGGUGCCUCCGUCUCCAACACCGUUGACCUCAAUAAAAACUUUACGGUUGUGUUUGAGGUGUUCACUGGUAAGGGCGCCUGGGGCUCCAUCGGUGUUGACGACGUGAAGGUUACUCCAGGAUAUUGCCCCGACCCUACCACCUGCACCUUUGAUGAUGGACUGUGUCUCUGGACCCAGUCUUACAAUGAUGACCUGGAUUGGGAAGUGGUCAGUGUAGCGGGGGACCUUCACGAUCACACUAGUGACUCGGGUAAUUUCCUGAUCCUCAGGGCAGACAACUAUGCUUCUGUGGAAAAAACAGCACUGCUAGAGUCAUUUCCUGGAAACGUGCUAGAGGUCUCGUGCUUCUCCUUUUGGUAUAGUAUGUGGGGACAUCAAAUGCAGGACACCUGAAGGUUGUCAAUAGUGGGCCCUGACUUUCAAGGAUGACAGUG
This is a messenger RNA of Cherax quadricarinatus, 1814 nucleotides long. The record is from RefSeq and is a predicted model, not a curated record. NCBI's taxonomy places the organism in Eukaryota, Metazoa, Arthropoda, Malacostraca, Decapoda, Parastacidae.